This is a messenger RNA of Ricinus communis (castor bean), 1933 nucleotides long. Its product is annotated as glycylpeptide N-tetradecanoyltransferase 1. Gene Ontology annotation, biological process: N-terminal peptidyl-glycine N-myristoylation. Gene Ontology annotation, molecular function: glycylpeptide N-tetradecanoyltransferase activity. Lineage: Eukaryota; Viridiplantae; Streptophyta; Magnoliopsida; Malpighiales; Euphorbiaceae. The transcript has 2 exons. The coding region runs from base 378 to 1694 and encodes 438 amino acids. Gene Ontology annotation, cellular component: cytoplasm. The record is from RefSeq and is a predicted model, not a curated record.
UAUAUGGAAUGUAAAUGAUACACCACACAAACAUCAUAUAAUUUAUGGAUACUACAGAAAACUAGAGGGGGGCUUUAGUGAACAAUCCGCAAACAAAGGUAAAAGGAAACAGAGAGCAGCAAAAAGGCAUUGGUUAAAUCCCCGAAAGAAAGCAAUCCCACGCCACGCACAUAACACAACAGCUUGCUUUGCAGCCUCCGAAGAAGCAACCCAAAUUCUCCUAACUUUCUUGCCUGGAAAAUGACUUCGACGAUCCGAUUGGUUCUAUUUUAGCUUAGUCUUCUCAAACCCAUUGGCAAAUCUUCAACAGUCCUGUCCUGUGAAGCUUCUCUACUCAAGCUAUAAAUCGUUGCUGUUGAAAAUUUCGUUUGUUUGACAUGGGUGAUAGCAGUAACCAUAGUAAUUCGCCACCCAGUUCUCCUAAAGAAAACCGAGAUCAAGAUUUUGGGAAAAAACUAAUUGUCAAUGAUGAUAGCUCCCUGGAAAGCUUAGUACGUAGGUUUCAAGACUCCGUUUCUAUAGGCCAGAAGCACAAAUUUUGGGAUACUCAACCCGUAGGCCAGUUCAAAGACGUUGGUGACACAAGCUUGGCUGAGGGCCCUAUCGAGCCGCCAUCCCCUUUGUCUGAAGUGAAACAAGAACCUUACAAUCUCCCUACUCCAUAUGAAUGGACUACUUGUGACAUUGACUCGGAGGAAACUUGCACUGAGGUUUACAAUCUCUUGAAGAAUAACUAUGUUGAGGAUGAUGAGAACAUGUUUAGAUUUAAUUAUUCUAAGGAGUUCUUAAGAUGGGCUUUGCGUCCUCCUGGUUAUUAUCGAAGCUGGCAUAUUGGUGUUCGUGUUAAAACCUCGAAGAAGCUUGUUGCUUUUAUAACUGGUGUACCUGCAAGGAUUAGGGUGCGUGAUGAAGUUGUGAAAAUGGCUGAGAUCAAUUUCUUAUGUGUUCAUAAGAAGCUUAGGUCGAAGAGACUUGCCCCUGUUAUGAUUAAGGAGGUUACAAGGAGGGUUCAUUUGGAGAAUAUUUGGCAAGCUGCUUAUACUGCUGGAGUGGUUCUUCCAACACCAAUAACGACUUGUCAGUAUUGGCAUAGGUCAUUGAACCCAAAGAAGCUUAUUGAUGUUGGCUUCUCUAGGCUUGGAGCCAGGAUGACAAUGAGCCGAACAAUAAAACUUUAUAAAUUACCAGAUUCCCCAGCUACUCCUGGAUUUAGAAAAAUGGAGCUUUGUGAUGUACCUGCUGUAACACGGUUGCUUAGAAACUACUUGGGCCAGUUUGUUGUUGCUCCUGAUUUUGAUGAGGAUGAUGUUGAACAUUGGCUCCUUCCGACUGAGGAUGUGGUUGAUAGCUUCUUGGUUGAGAGCCCAGAGACUCAUGAAAUCACGGACUUCUGCAGCUUCUACACUCUUCCAUCAUCCAUCCUUGGCAAUCAGAAUUACUCAACUUUGAAAGCUGCUUAUUCAUAUUAUAAUGUUGCCACUAAGACUCCAUUGCUUCAGCUGAUGAAUGAUGCACUUAUUGUUGCCAAGCAAAAGGAUUUUGACGUCUUUAAUGCAUUAGAUGUCAUGCAAAAUGAGUCUUUUCUGAAAGAGCUGAAAUUUGGACCAGGUGAUGGGCAACUUCACUAUUAUCUUUAUAAUUAUCGAAUACGGAGUGCCUUGACACCAUCAGAACUUGGGCUUGUACUCUUGUAGUUUCACAUCCGAAUGUGCAUGCCAUGGUUUCCUUUGCUGAUGAGGUAAGUCGGUUACAUUUUCUUCUUUUAGUUUUCCAGAGGAGCAGCCAAGAAGAGUUUUUACAGUGUAUUUGAGAAAAUUUAUGGUUUUUUUCUUUGACAGCUUGAAACUGUGGAGACAUUUAUAAUGUCCUUGCCAUUCAAAUUAUUAUCUGGAAACAAAUAAUGUUGAGAACUAAAAUGCCCUUUCAUUUUUGA